AUGAGCAAAAGAAAAUCCAUCAAAUUCCCAUCUCUUUUCGAUAAUCCUUCCGUUACACUCAGUGUAAUCAUCCCCGCAUACAACGAGCGUCUCCGCCUCCCUAAGAUGCUCGAUGAAUGCAUCCCCUAUCUAAAAUCGCGCUCCGAACGUGACAAAACUUUCACUUGGGAGAUCAUUAUUGUGGACGACGGGAGCAUGGACGGCACAAAGGAGCUUGCCUACGAGUACAUCAAGCGCUACUCCAAUCCCAACAUCCGUGUCCUUGUAGAGGCGCAUAACCGAGGUAAAGGAGGGGCCAUUCGUCUCGGAGUUCUGUCGUCUCGAGGAGAACGCAUCUUGAUGGCGGAUGCCGAUGGUGCGACGACGUUUUCAGAGGUAGAGAAGUUGGACGCGCAGUACGAAGCGGGAGCUGACGUAGUCGUCGGUUCUCGCAACCACUUGAAGGAGAACGCCGUUGCGCAGCGCGCAUGGUACCGAAACCUUCUAAUGUACGGAUUCAAUUUCCUGGUGAAGGUUUUAUCGGGAAUUCACGGGAUCUACGACACCCAAUGUGGAUUUAAGCUGUUCUCGAGGAGAGUGGCGCGGUGCGUUUUUCCGUCGCUCCACUUGGAGAGAUGGGCGUUCGACAUCGAGAUUUUGUAUGUGGCGAGCCGCUUGGGUUUCGUGAUUAAGGAAGUGCCUGUGAAGUGGGUAGAGAUCGAGGGAAGCAAAGUCAGCAUCAUCCAAGCUUCUCUCACCAUGUUCCGAGACAUGGUCGCUACACGACUUGCCUACUUGCUAUCAAUUUGGGAGCUGCCAAAGCGGGAUUCACUAAAGCUAGAUUGA
This is a messenger RNA of Blastocystis hominis, 825 nucleotides long. RefSeq lists its product as hypothetical. The transcript has 5 exons. Bases 1 to 825 code for a protein of 274 amino acids. The record is from RefSeq and is a predicted model, not a curated record. Gene Ontology annotation, cellular component: endoplasmic reticulum membrane. Lineage: Eukaryota; Bigyra; Opalinata; Blastocystidae.